CUCAUGUACAUCAUCAAAUUAACAUGAAAACAAGUCGGUCCACUUUGAUUUUGCAAUAUCAAUUUUUUUUCUAUAUAUAAAAAAAAAUCUUGUUCUUUUUCGAUGUUAUGUCGAAUUUUUUUUUUAUUGAUUAAUUUCAUAUAUAAAUACACCUUAUUUAUAUACAAAUAAUGCCAUCUAUCGAUUGUAGUGAAUUGCAAAGAAAUUCGAUACAUUCAUAUGAUUUUGAUGAACACAACCAGAUUGAGUGUUUUGUGUAUGAAAAAUAUUUUUUCAACGAUUUUCAUUUAAUCAUUUGAUUCCAAAGACUGAACAUCAUCACACUGUUUUGAUUAAAAUUGCUACCAAUCUGUGAACGAUGUCUUCAACACAAACAUAUAAAUUUAAAGCCGAUAUUACUUGUCAAGCAUGUGUGAAUGCCAUACAAAAAUCAUUGAAAAAAACAUAUGGUGAUGAAUUACAAUCGGUCGAUUCGAAUGUCGAAAAUAAAGAUGUGACCAUUGUUUUGGUUCGUCAAUCCAAUAAUGAACCAUAUACCUAUGAUCAGGUAUAUGAAGCAUUGGCUAAAACUGGUCGUUCGAUAACCAAAUUGAAUUGAAUUGAAUUCUGUAUACAGCAUUCAUUUUCAAUCGGAUGAAUUUCUUUGUUGUUUUGGUUUUUAUUAAAUUUCCUUUUGAUUUCAUAAUUCCAAUUGCACUGAAAAAGAAAAUUAUUAUUUAUGAAUUUUUUUAACAAAUGAAAAUAAAACACAAACCAAUCUCUCUUUU
Messenger RNA from Dermatophagoides farinae (American house dust mite), 767 nucleotides. RefSeq names its product Antioxidant 1 copper chaperone (gene Atox1). The record is from RefSeq and is a predicted model, not a curated record. Gene Ontology annotation, molecular function: metal ion binding. Lineage: Eukaryota; Metazoa; Arthropoda; Arachnida; Sarcoptiformes; Pyroglyphidae.